Molecule: messenger RNA, 366 nt
Organism: Meloidogyne enterolobii
Lineage: Eukaryota; Metazoa; Nematoda; Chromadorea; Rhabditida; Meloidogynidae
Source: the annotation of a GenBank genome assembly
AUGAAGAAUGUUCUUGUGGUGAUGAUGAGCGAUCUUGUUAUACAUCAGAAUGGAGAUUUGAUAAUUGUUAACAAAGAAAAAGUUGGAUUUGCAAUUAAUUUGGUUAACACAAAACUUGAUUCUCAAAAUCAAUUAUUACAACAAAUUUUAUUUUUGCAACAACAAAAUUUUUGUAAAGAAAAUUCAAAGGUGAAAGAUAAUGUUUUUGAUAUUCAACAAAUUGUUAUUCAACAAUUGGAAGAUAAAAUAAAUUGUUUGGUUAAAGAAAUGAAUGAACAGUCAAAAUUACAUGAUCAACAAAUGAUUGAAUUUAAAGAAUUAAUGAAUGAAAAAUUAAAUGAACAGGCAAAUUUUGUUAAAAAUUAA